Messenger RNA from Rhea pennata, 1377 nucleotides. It is a transcript of the gene C3H1orf115, whose product is annotated as chromosome 3 C1orf115 homolog. Bases 108 to 494 code for a protein of 128 amino acids. The transcript is spliced from 2 exons. Lineage: Eukaryota; Metazoa; Chordata; Aves; Rheiformes; Rheidae. The record is from RefSeq and is a predicted model, not a curated record.
CCGCGCCGCUGCCCCGCUGCGGCCACACCUGAGGGGCGGCCGCGCCCGCGCCGCGGAGGAAGAGGAGGAAGAGGAGGAAGAGGCGGCGGCGCUGGCGCGGCACCGCCAUGGCCGUGGGGGCGCGCCUGGCCGCCGCGGCGAGGGGCCGGCGUGCCCGCGGCGGGGCGGCCGAGGAGCGGGUGGCCAUCCUGCGGGGCGAGGAGGAGGAGGAGGCGGCGGCGGCGGCGGCCGGGGGGGCCGCGCCGUCGGGGGCCGGCGCGGCGGGGCGGGCGGUGCGCUUCGCCCUGCUGCCCGAGCGCUACGAGCCGCUGCGGCCGCCGCCCGCCGCCGCCGCCAAGCGGCCCCGGCGCGGGCGGCUGAGCAAGUACGGCAAGAACGUGGGCAAAGCUCUGCGGAAGGGAUGUCGCUACUUGGUGGUCGGCCUGCAAGGAUUAGCCACGGCCUAUUCCUCCCCCUUCGGAGUGGCGGCUCAAGUGGCAUCGCUCGUCCGCUAGCUAGCGCGGCUCUGCUCGUCCCGGGGCACAGGAGAUCAGCCUUCGCGGAGCGCUGCGCUCUCUUGGAGCUGAAUCGUUCGCUUGCUGAGAAACCAAAGGCAGCGUCGCCGGUGGCCUGCUCCCCCCUUACCCCGGACUGAGCGCUCUUCCCUGCAAAAAACUCUGGCGCUUUACAACCAUUAAAAUCGGAUCGGGUCAAAGAACACGCGACUUAGACUAAUUGGACUGAAGUGUGUUAUUAGGCAUGGUUUGGGUUUCUAAAGCCUUGUGAAAGGGAGCCAAGGACAGAUGGAAAAGCAAGUAGAUGAGGGAGAGAGAAACGUGUGAGAGUAGAAGAGGGGUGGCUGGGGAGGGAGGUGGAGGGCAUCUGAGUCUGCCUUGAAAGAGGGGCUGUUGAAGUAGUGAAGGAAACAAAUAGCGAGAGAUCAGGAAAAGGCGGCUUCAGUUUGUGUGUUUUGUUUGGUUGUGCUUUUCCCCGAGGUGGCUGAAAUGAUCCAUAUGCUUAAAAAUGUGCCUGGAUAUCAAUGGACUGUGGUCUGAAACAGCGUGGGCUUUGCUGUCCCUCUGUCGUUCAUCUCAAACACCGAAAAUCACGAGUCCUUCCAAUCUUAAGCCUGUUGUAAAAAUCAUAAGAUCUUUAAGAAAAAAGAAAUGUUUUCGCCUUCCAGUUUGUCUCCUGGGCAUUAAGAGUUCACACUAAUCAAUAUUUUCAAGCUUUCUUCUGCUGCUGUGAAAUCUUAUGUAUAUUUUUUUUACUGAGAACUGAGUUUAUAUCCAAUUUUCCUGAUUCUGGAAGCUGGGGCUUUAAGAACAACAAAUACUCUCGUGUUUGCUGGAGGAAAAAAAAAAAAAAAAAAAAAGAUUACCAGCUGCACCUGAAAAA